AUGGUUCCUGUUACAGUGAGGCAUGAACAAAAUGAUACAAUUGAUGCCUGCAAAUCAACAAUAGAAAAUGCAACUAAUCUCGGUUCAGGGCUAAGCAAGCGUUGCGGAAGGAGAAGUUUCUCAGGAGGUUGGAACUUGUCUGGGGCUGUCAAUUAUGAAGAAAAUGAUUCAUGUGUUCUUGUGGAGGCUGGUAAUUUGGAAACUGAACUUUCUAUGGUUCCUGUAACAAUGAGGCAUGAACAAAAUGAUACCAUUGAUGCCUGUAAAUCAGCAAUAGAAAAUGCAACUAAUUUGCUCGGUUCAGGGCUAAACAAGCAUUGCGGAAGAAGAAGUUUCUCAGGAAGUUGGAGCCUGUUGAGUUCAAAUGCUGAUGCAUUGUUACCAUUGCACUCCAAUCAGUGUGGUGCUAGUGGUUUAUCAGAAGCUAAAGCAAGUUUCCAUGCUGAAUUCAUGGCAAAGCCAAUUUGUCCUGAGAUGUCUGAUGCCUGUACUGAGAAGGUGCUCAGUUCCAAAUAUGAGAGUGAUGUCUCGACUCUUUUCAGUUCCCAUCGGAAGCAGAGGAAGUUAGCUAACAAGGAGCUGAAGUCUGCAUUGGCUGAGGUGAAGAAGAACAUAGACACCUCACGCUGCAAUGCAAAUGUCUUGGUUGUUGAUGCUGACAGGUGUUGGAGGGAGGAAGGCUUUGAAGUUUUGUUGGACGCGUUGCCCUCUAAGGAAUGGCGUAUAGCAGUCAAGUCACAGGGUGAAACAAAGUACCUGCACAAACCUCUGAAUAUGAGACGUUGUGUCGUCAAUCGUUUCACGCAUACCUAUAUUUGGGCUGCUGAAGAUAGGUGGAAGCUCGAGUUUCUGGAUAGGUGGGAUUGGCUUGUGUUUAAGGAAUUGCAUGAGGAAUGCCAGCAGCGCAACCUGCAGGAAGAUUCCUCCAGGACAAUUUCGGUGCCUGUGUACAGGGAGGUUUCUGGCUAUGCCGAUGGUUCUCGAUCAACUUUUAUACGCCCUGAUUAUUAUAUCAGAACUGAGGAUGAUGAGAUCCAGCGAGCUCUAUCAAGUAAAAUUGCUCGGUAUGAUAUGGAUUCCGGGGAUGAGAAGUGGCUCACUGAUCAUAACUCUGGAAUUCUGCAUCCGGGCCUUGGUGAACUAAAAAAUAUUUCAGCGGACGACUUUGAUAAAAUAAUUUAUGCAAUGGAGAAGGGUGCUUACAGCAAUGUGGAUCAUGUGUUUGAUAAGGAAAAGGCAUUCAAAUUUUGUCAGGAUUUAGGAAAGAGGGAGAUAUUGGGUGCCAUUUAUGACUACUGGGAAAAAAAGAGAAACAAGAAACAGACAGCUUUAGUUAGAGAAUUUCAGUCUCCGCCUUUGCUGAGGUCACUGUUGGUGCAUACACCGUUUCUGCGUAAAAAGAGAUCUUUCAAGAGAUAG
Musa acuminata subsp. malaccensis (wild Malaysian banana) is the source of this 1419-nucleotide messenger RNA. RefSeq lists its product as uncharacterized. NCBI's taxonomy places the organism in Eukaryota, Viridiplantae, Streptophyta, Magnoliopsida, Zingiberales, Musaceae. The record is from RefSeq and is a predicted model, not a curated record.